AUGCACUUCACCAAAUUCCUCGCUCUAGUGGCAACACCAGCCAUUGUCAUGGCCACCGUGGAUCCAUGUUCAUCAAACACAAAGGGCUACAAGCCAGCCAGCCUGAAUUGCUCCGCCAGCAAGGUCUCAACCGCUAUUCAAGCUGCCGAAUGCUCACACAACACGCGCGUUUCUGGAACCCAAACAUUCGCCGUCUUCGAGACGAAUCAUCAGUACGACGAUUACAAUGGUGCACCGUACGGCACCUGCAGCGCAUACACAUGCGACGCUCCCACCAGUGAUGAGUUGGAGGAAAGCUCGGACUACUGGAUUUUCUACUGGAGCGAUGAUGGAGAGGACAGCGGUGUUGGCACUGGUUGCAUCAAAGAUCCUCAGACUGGGGUUUGUGGCUGUGAGGAUUCGGAUGGGACAUUCGUUUCUGGCAGUGACAGCUGUACUUAG
Penicillium odoratum is the source of this 441-nucleotide messenger RNA. RefSeq lists its product as uncharacterized. The transcript has 2 exons. The coding region runs from base 1 to 441 and encodes 146 amino acids. NCBI's taxonomy places the organism in Eukaryota, Fungi, Ascomycota, Eurotiomycetes, Eurotiales, Aspergillaceae. The record is from RefSeq and is a predicted model, not a curated record.